Amphibalanus amphitrite is the source of this 2838-nucleotide messenger RNA. RefSeq names its product lectin BRA-3-like. Bases 115 to 738 code for a protein of 207 amino acids. The transcript has 2 exons. NCBI's taxonomy places the organism in Eukaryota, Metazoa, Arthropoda, Thecostraca, Balanomorpha, Balanidae. The record is from RefSeq and is a predicted model, not a curated record.
ACAGUCGACAGCUGUGUCGCGAGGGUUCGAGAGGGUUCUCUCAGCUGUCUCACUGUCCUUUCCGAUCACAUCACGCCAUUGUCGCCCCGCUUUUCCAAGUUCGCACCAUUCACGAUGACGUUCUCCAGUGGGGCCCUCAUGGUCGCGUGUGUGGCCGCAGCGAUUCUCUGCCCGUCUAGCGCCUCACCGGCUAUCGGACUGGGUGAGCCCUCGGUCUCAGUGAGUGACCCCGGAGUCACACUGCAGGUGACCGGUCUGCGUGAGAUUAUUGCAGAGGUCGUCGCAGCAGCUCUAGACCAACACGACUCCACUCACGAACCUCAGGGCUGCCGGAACACCUGCCCUGGCAACUUCAUACCGUGCGCCGGACAGUGCUACAGUCGGCUGUCCACACAAGUGAACCACGCCCAGGCCGAGCGGGACUGCCUGGCGCUGCACGCGCACCUGGCCGUGCCCCGCUCCCGAACAGAGAACCUGUGCGUCGCCGGCCUGGCAGGCCACGAGAACAUCUGGCUGGGCAUCACCGACAGCGCCGAGGAGGGCGUCUUCCGCGGACCGGGCGGCAGGGCCGUCACGAUCAGUGACGGAUACGUGUGGGCCUCUGGGCAGCCGGACAACUGGCGUGACCAAGAAGACUGUGUGGAAAUUCGGAAAGUGUCGGAAGGCUACCGCUUUGCUGAAUGGAAUGACGACAACUGUGUGGCGACCAAAAAGUUACCAAUGUGCCAGCUACUAUAGAUUAUAAUAGAAGCGAUUCUCAAGGCCGCCCCACACUGGACCUCGCAUGCGGGUUGCGAGUCUGCGGGUUUUGGGUUUGCGGGUAUCAUACUCAUUCAUGGAGUGAGAACAACAUUCUAUUUAGAGUUGCAAAGUUGGGCUGCUACCGGCACCGCCCCGCCCCACAAAAAUUUUCUGGGAUACCGGCAUGCUACCACGCCCAAGCAAAAAAAACCGCCAAAUUACCGGCAUACCUACUAAAAAACCUGCAUUCUUGAUUUUGGCUUACCCCUACAUGAGAUGCCACAUUUUGGCAAUUAAAUGUAUUUUGCAGUGGCUAAGAUUGCUGUUAUUACAAUUUAAUAGCCUCUUAGUGUGCAAAGUUUGAAUCAUAUGCUGAUAUAUUUUUUGUGCGAAAUCAAAAAUACCGUCAUGCUACCGGCAAGACAUGCCAGAUACCACGAAAAAACCUGCGGCAGUGAAAAAUUACCGGCAUGCCGGUAGUGCGGUAGGCAAAUUUUGCAACUCUAAUUCUAUUAUACUCAUUUCAUGAAUACUGUGAAACUGAUACAGCUUCAGAGAAUUACGCAUGGAAUUACGAAUUAUCGACCUGGCCUAAAUGCAUCAAGACAUCGUCUGUGAUAAAAAACUAACAUGAAAUUGGUCAUCAGCACCCCAAAAGAACACAACAGCUUUACUUUCCGAAAUUCUAGCAGGUCCCGAUUUUCCCAACUUUUUGGGUCAUUGACCUGACCUGGAAGGUCAACCAAUGACCUAGGACCUUAAAAUUUGAUAUAAUUGCCUUCCUCUCGUCCAGGGCAGCACGCUCGUUGUUUCCGCAAAGCUCUAGCUCGAUCAGGGGCCGAACGGCAAAGGGGGUCCACCCGAUCCCCUCCCCCUAAACGUUAUACCAUGUUAUACUCUGUAAAACGCCGCACAAAAGCGAGGGUUAAGCAUGGAAUUAACUGCUCCCUUCAAUAUUAAAAAAAAAAAUCUAACGAAUUGUCAAUGCGAUGUAAAUGAACUGCCUUUCGGCGGUGCCUACGUACCAAAGCAAUGUCCCAGUUUGGGGCAAAAAAAAAGACGGUUUAACCCCAUGAUUGCAAGUAAUUGAAGUGCCUUAGUACUGUACACUAUACACUGUACAUAUGUACGUACAUGUAAGAACAGAGCUUGCAGUACCUAAGUAUCUACGAGCCCACUCCUGGCAAGUUUGGGACACUCCUUACGGAACGGUGAAAGCACACAUCAUGAGCCACCGUACAGUUCUGACUACGCACAUUUGUACCGGGCGACGUAACAAAUUACGACACCGCCCCCCCCCCUGUUGCAGUCGCGCCAAAACGGCGUGACUUUGACGAAUGCGGCGGGUGUUGGGCCGCGCCAAAAGCCGUCCGAACGAGACUAUGUCACGGCCCGAUAUCACAAUGCAGUGACGGUGAUUCAGAGUCGCGUUGCAGCAUCAUGUCGUGCGGCUGGGGACAAUGAGUGGUGAUCACCCGGUGACGAUUUGUUCACGCUGGUGCUUCGGCUCUGUGCCGGGUCAAGCGGUCGAACUGGAAUCGUGGCGGCGUCUUUCAACGGAUGGAUGCUGGCGAAGUGUGGCGAUUACGUCCGUCUUGUGGAAGAAAGUGCACCAGUCAAUGGAGAUCAUUUCCUGUCCCAUAUUUCAUGGGUAUUGCGGGUUUUGUUGAAACAACUGAUGCGCUGAAGUUCGCACGCACCAUGAUUAAAUCAAAACUGGGUUUUUAAUUGAUCGAACCUGAAUUAUCACGUGAGGCCUUGAUUUAGGAUACUGAUAAAGAGCGACAAGACGAUGUUGCUUAGGGUGUUAAUUUUUAUCGUUAUAUAUAAAACAUAAAAAUAUUCAACGAUUUUCCAAACAUUGCCAGAGAACUAGGUAUACCUACGAUGUUGCUAAAAAAUAUCAACGUAAAAAAUCAAAUAACAGGCCGCCAAUGUUGUCAACCAUCAUACAAUCGGUGUAUGACAUCGCAGAACAACGUCGUUGGAUCUUAGGUUACGAACAAAGCAAGCAAGUACUAACAAGUAUCACCAUAUGUAUUGUCAGCAAUCGUGAUCAGCGUAUCAUCUCGAAAAAUGCAAAUAUAGUCACCGUGG